This is a messenger RNA of Morchella sextelata, 3894 nucleotides long. RefSeq lists its product as uncharacterized. NCBI's taxonomy places the organism in Eukaryota, Fungi, Ascomycota, Pezizomycetes, Pezizales, Morchellaceae. The transcript has 2 exons. Gene Ontology annotation, molecular function: protein binding. The record is from RefSeq and is a predicted model, not a curated record. Bases 1 to 3894 code for a protein of 1297 amino acids.
AUGGAUGUGGCAUCAGCAAUAGUAGGCCUACUCGGCGUGGGCGCUCAGGUCUACAGCACCCUGAACACGUUCGUCUCUACAUGCCAGGAUGCCCCAUUUAUCGCUCAUACUACACGGGACGAAGUUCGUGACUUCCAUUACGCUCUUGACAGGCUCAGACAUUAUGUAUGGCAAAGAGAGCAGAUAACCCCAUUAGGAAGAGCGACGACCGACACGACCCAACUUAGACUUACCGUGGCAUCCUCUAUGGCUACAUUUAACCAAGUAGAGAAGAUUCUGAAUCGAUUAUUGGUACAAUCAAAGAUGGACUACAUACAGCGCAUCCGAUGGGCGUUGUCCGAUGGUGACCUCGCUAAACUCCUUACGCGCAUUCAGCAGCAUAAAGUGACACUAAUUCUUCUCCUCACAAUAUGGUCGAGCGACUCAUCUGCGCAAGCUGAGGCCUCGAAUGACCUCUUAAAUGACACCUUAACACGUCUUCUGGAUCGGGGGUAUCGGGGCCCAUCGCAACCCCCCGAUCUAUCAAUCUAUAAUAACGUUUUAUACGGCAACGCCUCUGGAAAUAUUUCCCACACAUCAAUCUCAGGCUCCAAUAUGGCAGUUGGAGAUGCUAGGUCCCUGAUGACUGUUGGUAGGACCGUUAGCCUUCGGUCGGUGAAUUCUUUGACAUCAAAACUGCGAAACACCAGACCAUACGCCAGUAUCAAAGCUUUCGAUAGUUCGGCCCAGUCUGUACUUACAUCCGAACGGGCAACUCCAUGGUCCGAAUUUACAAUUGGGUCCAAUGCGUCGGUAUUUGCUUUACCAUUUACCGCUAGCUGGUUAGACCUAGAUACAAAGAAGAUUUCUGAGGUGAAAGAAUUACCUCGGGUAUUCUUGCCGAUAGAUGGGAUGACAUUUUACAACGACUGGCGAUACCCGGAAAUCAAUAGCUCAUUAGAAUUCCCGACGGGAGGUCUAUGCAUCCUUCUAUCGAUUUUCGGGCUUAAAGCCAAAAAUCCGAGAACUGGGACGAACGAAUCCGGACAUCCACCGACCGCCUCGAAAUACAAAAUAUCACCAUCGCUUCCCCGAAGCCUGAGCCAGGACCUUGCUCGCCAUGUCAGCGGUGGUGGAGAACUUUCAACCUUUCUAAAUGCAAAGCUACUGUCAGGCAUCACUCAGAACGAUUUACAGUCGAUAGACCUACUCUUGUCUUGGAGUUCUCAAAAACGAUUUGGCCCUUCUAUUGGAGAUGAGUUAGCGGAUGCAUUUAGAGAGGUAGUCUACAACGGAAAUAUACCUAUGGCUGAGCUAUUCGUAGACUGGGGAGCGUGCAUUGAGGUCCUUCACAGAGAACCAGACCACAGGAUCUUUGAGUUUGCGCUCAAAUCGCCUCAGCUCGAUCUUAUCGAACUGUUCCUUAUCCACGGAGUAGACGGUGAGAAGGGCUAUGGGAACCCGCCCUGUACACCACUGCAGGGGGCCGCUAUCGAUGCACGUCAUGGCCUUGCGAAGUUGCUCCUGGAUAGGGGCGUGAACAUUGAAGGAAGCUGCGAGGAGGAGCAUAGGACACCGCUAGAAUUAGCCAUCGAAGCUGGUAACUACGAGAUGAUCACUUUGCUCCUCGACCGUGGAGCAAACCCUGAGAAGGCCGGCCACGGUAUUCCACCAUGUACACCAUUGCAAGCAGCGGCGAUGGGGCGGGUCGGUUACUCUAUUGACCUUGCUAAAUUUCUCCUAGACCGGGGUGUGAGUAUCGAAGGGAGUUCAGAGGAGGAUCGGAGGACACCCCUAGAAAUAGCCCUCGACAGUGGAAAUUACGAUAUGAUCAUUGUGCUUCUCGGCCGUGGAGCAAACACUCAGAGGGCUGGCUACGAGGAGCCGUCCUAUAGCCCAUUGCAAGUAGCGACUAUGUCACGAUUCGAUAAAUGCCUUGGCUUUGCGCAGUUACUCCUUGAUAGGGGCGUGAACGUCGAAGAGUGCUGUCAGGAGGAGCGUAGAACACCUCUAGAAUUAGCCAUCGAAGCUGGUAACUACGAGAUGAUCACUUUGCUCCUCGACCGUGGAGCAAACGCUGAGAAGGCUGGUCAUGGUAUUCCACCAUGUACACCUUUACAGACAGCGGCGAUGGGGCGAUACCCUCAUCGCCCUGAGCUUGCACAGUUUCUUUUGGGGCGAGGGGUGAAUAUAGAAGGUAACUGCAAGGAAGAGCCUAAGAAACCUCUAGAACUAGCAAUCGAGGCUGGCGACUACAGGAUGACCAGGGUGCUACUCGACCAUGGAGCGAAUCCCGAGAAGGGUUACGGCAAGCCACCACUGACACCAUUACAAGCAGCGGCCCUGGGGCGAUACCCUCAUCGCCCUGAGCUUGCACAGUUUCUUUUGGGGCGAGGGGUGAAUAUAGAAGGUAACUGCAAGGAAGAGCCUAAGAAACCUCUAGAACUAGCAAUCGAGGCUGGCGACUACAGGAUGACCAGGGUGCUACUCGACCAUGGAGCGAAUCCCGAGAAGGGUUACGGCAAGCCACCACUGACACCAUUACAAGCAGCCGCCCUGGGGCGAUACCCUCAUCGCCCUGAGCUUGCACAGUUUCUUUUGGGGCGAGGGGUGAAUAUAGAGGGGAACUGCAAAGAAGAGCGUAAGAAACCUCUAGAACUAGCAAUCGAGGCUGGCAACUAUAAGAUGCUCAGCGUGCUGCUCGACCAUGGAGCAAACCCUGACAAGGGCUACGGCAACCCGCGCUGUACACCAUUGCAGAAAGCCGCUAUUGGACUCCACGAUGAUCCCCUUACCUUUGCGCGGUUUCUUUUGGACCGGAGAGUCAAUAUUGAAGGGAGUUGCAAGGAGGAAUCUAAGACUCCACUACAAUUAGCCAUUCUGUAUGGUAGUAGCGAGAUGAUCUCGAUGCUGCUCGAUCGUGGAGCAAACCCUGACAAGGGCUAUCCAUACACAGCACUACAGGCAGCCGCUACGGGAACAAUCGAUAAUUCUUUGCACAUUGCGCAGCUGCUGUUGGCUGGGAGGGCGAAUAUUGAGAGUCAUACAGCCAAGGAGCCUAGGACACCCUUACAAAUUUCAAUCGACAAUAAAGACCACGCAAUGAUCGACCUUUUCCUUGCGUGCGGAGCAGAUAUCAAUAAGUACUACGGGCAGCCGAUAGGUACCGCCUUGCAAAAAGCGAUUGACAAGGAAGACCACCCUAUGAUCCAGAGACUCCUAGAACAUGGAGCGAAUACCGAGAAGGGAUACGGUAAUCCUAAACGCACACCUCUACAGGCAAUUGCCAAGAUGCAACGUCCCAGUUUCGUACCCAUUGCAAGGAUGCUGGUAAAUUGGGGAGCUGUCAUCGAUGGACGCACCGACAAUAUGCCUAGAACACCCUUGGAACUAGCCAUCGAAAUGAGAAAUGUGCCGAUUGCUCUGUUUCUUAUCCACGCAGGGGCAAAGGUUGAAGGGUAUCACGAUACAUCGUCUAUGGUACCCAUGCAGCUCGCUGCAAAAUACGGAGAUGGAAAGAUUGUUACAAAGCUUCUAGACCAGGGCGCAAACAUCGACAGAUGUACCAAGCAGGUACCUAGCACACCAUUACAGAUUGCAGUUCAGAUGGAGAGUGAGGAAGUGGUCCGUGUUUUAACACGUCGGGGAGCAAAUGUAGAAUCGCGCUGUGAAGGCAGUCCGAAAACAGCAUUGCAGAUUGCGGUUGAAAUGAAAUCGAAGAACAUUGUUCGGAUUCUUUUGAAGGCAGGAGCAAAACAGCAGGGUUGUACUCGAGAAUAUAUGUGUCCCAUACACAUGGCGCUAGUUGCCGGGUCAGAGGAGCUUCUGGAGAUACUUUCAGCUAAAGGCGUUAAUCCUGCGGUGGUGUGUGAUCAAUAUCUGACCGAUCAUUACGCGGUGUACUUGGUUGAUUAA